AUGACUACAAAUUGGCGUUCCUGCCCCUAUCCUUCAGUCACAGCUGCAGCAAUCACCGUCAUCUUCGCCGUCGGAGCCCUCAUCAACCGCCGCCGACGAUCAACUAGAGGAUCGUAUCAACUUGCACGUGCAUACUCUGCAUAUAUCAUUCGAGAAGACGACUAUGUUUUCUCCCUCGCCCGUGUGCAUGCUUUGCACGUGCUUUCUCAGGAAGAAAGGUGGGGCAUUAACUUCGAGCUCCGUGUUCAGUCCUAUAUCCUUCACAGCCGGCCUUAUCUUAUGACGGUACUUGGGAAGGUAUACUAUUCUCACAUUGUUGUGGGAGCUGCAUUCGUGGUUUAUUGCUUCACCGUGCUCCCCCCGGCCCUCUUUCAAAGCAUUCGCCGUACGAUCGCGAUUAACAACAUGAUCGCCUUCAUUAUGAUAACUUGCUGGCGUUGCAUGCCACCAAGACUACUUCCACCGGACGCAUGGACCCAAAACCGCUUCCAGCUGACUAUUGCCGCGAUGCCCAGUCUUCAUUUCGGCACCGCGCUGUUCAUCGGCACCUGCUUGUCUCGUUUCUCCCCACAUAGGUGGGUGAGGUGGUUUUCGCCCCUGUGGCCGCUGUUGAUGUUCGUUACUAUCAUUGCCACGGCAAAUCAUUUCGUCCUAGAUGCGAUAAUUGGCGCUACAGUUCCUGCCAUGGGGUGGAGAAUAAACGAGGCGAUGCUAUUGUUUAGGCCGCUGGAGAAAUGGGUAUUCUGGUUGCUUAGAACUGAAAGACCGACCUUAUCUCAGGGACCUUAG
Mytilinidion resinicola is the source of this 789-nucleotide messenger RNA. RefSeq lists its product as uncharacterized. Gene Ontology annotation, biological process: inositol phosphoceramide metabolic process; sphingolipid biosynthetic process. Gene Ontology annotation, molecular function: inositol phosphoceramide synthase activity. The coding region runs from base 1 to 789 and encodes 262 amino acids. Lineage: Eukaryota; Fungi; Ascomycota; Dothideomycetes; Mytilinidiales; Mytilinidiaceae. The transcript is spliced from 5 exons. The record is from RefSeq and is a predicted model, not a curated record. Gene Ontology annotation, cellular component: inositol phosphoceramide synthase complex.